This is a messenger RNA of Penicillium subrubescens, 681 nucleotides long. Its product is annotated as putative vesicle transport v-SNARE protein Gos1. Gene Ontology annotation, biological process: endoplasmic reticulum to Golgi vesicle-mediated transport; vesicle fusion. The transcript is spliced from 3 exons. The coding region runs from base 1 to 681 and encodes 226 amino acids. Lineage: Eukaryota; Fungi; Ascomycota; Eurotiomycetes; Eurotiales; Aspergillaceae. Gene Ontology annotation, molecular function: SNAP receptor activity. Gene Ontology annotation, cellular component: Golgi medial cisterna; SNARE complex; cis-Golgi network. The record is from RefSeq and is a predicted model, not a curated record.
AUGACGUCCACAGGUUCAGGAUGGGCACAGCUCCGACAGCAGGCCCGAUCGCUCGAAACUCAGACUGAGCAGCUCUUUCAUACAUACGCACAAUUCAGCUCUCUCACUAAGCCACCACCAUCUCCCACGGAGGAAGAGCUAAGGCUCGAAUCCCAGUUGAAAGAUCUCCUUGAACGACGCGACUCCCUCAUCUCACAACUCUCCCGCCUCCUCGACUCUGAAGCUACCCUCACCUCCUCCGCCCUCAAACAGAACAACCUCGCCCGCCACCGCGAGGUCCUAGCCGACCACCGCCGUGAACUCCAACGGUUGACAUCCGCCAUCGCCGAGUCGCGCGACCGCGCCAAUCUACUCUCCAACGUGCGCUCCGACAUCGAUGCCUACCGCGCAUCCAACCCCGACGCCGCCGAGGCAGACUACAUGCUCGAAGAGCGGGGGCGCGUCGAGAACAGUCACAAUAUGAUGGACGGCGUGCUCAGCCAGGCAUAUGCCAUCAACGAGAACUUUGGAAUUCAACGCGAAACCCUCGCCAGCAUCAACCGGCGCAUCGUCGGCGCUGCCAGCCAGGUACCCGGUAUGAACUACUUGAUUGGAAAGAUUGGGACCAAGAAGCGGCGAGAUGCUAUCAUCCUGGGUUGCUUUAUUGGAUUCUGCUUUUUGAUGCUGGUGUUCUUCCGGUAG